Molecule: messenger RNA, 569 nt
Organism: Cyclopterus lumpus (lumpfish)
Lineage: Eukaryota; Metazoa; Chordata; Actinopteri; Perciformes; Cyclopteridae
Exons: 3
Coding region: 184-384 (66 amino acids)
Biological process (GO): endoplasmic reticulum unfolded protein response
Cellular component (GO): endoplasmic reticulum
Source: RefSeq, a predicted model, not a curated record
UGUCACGUGACGAGGAUAGUCGCCUCACGGUUAGCUCGUUCGGCUAGCAGCCAGCUAGCAGUUAGCAUCUCAUUCGGACGGACGGAAACAAACAGCGGGACGUUUUCACCGGAACCGGUGCCCCUCCACUCGUCCUCCCGGUCCCCGUCCUCCUGGUUCCAGACCCGCGCUGAACCCUGAAACAUGUCGGCGCUGCAGCGGAUGAAAGUAGCGAACGAGCGGCACAGCAAGACCAUCACCCAGCGGGGCCACGUCCAGAAGACCUCGCGACCUGUAAACGAGGAGAAGUCUCCAGUGGGUCCGUGGCUGCUCGCUCUGUUCGUCUUCGUGGUUUGUGGAUCAGCCAUCUUCCAGAUCAUCCAAAGCAUCAGGCAGGGCAUGUGACCUUUGACCCCAGAGGAGCCGAGACUGUCACAUGUGGGCGGGCACACACUUCUCCAUCAUGACCUCACACCUGUUCCUGUGGAGCCUGUCUCUCUCUCUUAGCCUGUCUCUCUCUCCCCCUUAGCCUGUCUCUCUCUCUCUCAGCCUGUCUCUCUUAACCUGUCUCUCUCCCUUAGCCUUUCUCU